AAGAACCCUUGCCCGCCUCCCAUCCUGUAUGUGUGGCAGAGCUAGCCACUUCAUUUGUUGAAGUAGACAGACAGUUGUGUACCUUAUGAUCUCACUUAAUCGCUCUGAUAAAUCACAUCGAACCCUGUACUGCGGAUUCGUGAUAUUGCUUAUUCCUUGGAGUUUUCGAUUGAAUAAACGAUUGUAUUUCGGGGCUCAGAGAGUUCGUGGAUCCUGAAAAACCCCAGAACGUGACGAAUUUUGACAUCCCUCUUGUGCAGAAAUGGAAUGCUGCAAUGGAUUUUAAACACAAGCCGCUGCGCUUUCCAGUUCGAGAUGAAUGAAAGAAAAAUCAAUUUUGCAGCAAAAUAGACUAUCGGUUGAAAGUGUUCGCUUGUAGGCUACACUACUUUGUGUUUUUCUUUCGUUCCACCUGCCACCUCGGUCUUCUCUUGGAUUGUGGAUAAUCAAAAACCUUCAAGACGGACGGGGUGGUGGAGCAUCGAGGAAAAAACCGGGGCAAAAUGAGGGAGCGGGACUUCAUGCCCAACGUGGAGCGGGGCAAACCUGCUACAUAUACCGGAGACAAAAAGGCUAAGAUGGCUGCGAAGACGAACAAAAAGUGGGUGAGACUUGCCACCGUUUUCGCUUAUGUGCUGUCCGUAUCUUUAGCUGCUAUCAUAUUGGCCAUUUACUACAGCUUAAUAUGGAAACCUACGUCCGCUUCCUCUUCGGCUGGAAGACCAGAGGGGCCGGAGGAAGUCACUGUAGCAGCUAACUUCUCAACCAACAUAACCUACACUAAUGUCACGGACGCCAAUUCCACUCAAACAAACCUUUACCUGGUGAACGACACGAUUUCGCAGGGGUCAGCGGCAAACCUGCGAGCCGAGCCUCAGAUCAAAGUAUUUCACUGGGAGGAUGAGAACAAGAGUCCUAGUCUCGUUUCAGACGACAUUUUAUCAGGCAGUGCGCCUACGGGACGGUACUCAACUGCAAACAACGAUAAAGCCGCAGAACCCGCACGUCAGGUAACUCUGGAUAAAGGUAGCAUAUCUCCCAGACCUGCAGAUGGUACAAUAAAUAACCAAAGCCCCACGGCGCGCUCUCGAACCACCGAGUCAAUACUUGAUAAGAGGGAAAAGAGAGAAGCGUCCAGGCUGGUCACUGGAAGUGGAAUACAAUUUCAUCCCCUCGAAGGACCCGCGGAUGAUACUCCGUGGGAUCUUAAACCUCCAUCAAAGGCCCAAGCUGCUACUACCACAAACCCACUAGGACUACAAAGAGGAACUGCCAGUGACCAGGCCCAACAGGGCUCGCAGAGUAGAAACCAGGAGGAUUUGGCAGAAACUUUGGCAGAAGAGACGGAUAUAAUAUAGAGGUAUUCUCCUUUGAGGAACUUAUUUCUUAUGAUAACUCAAAUGGACACAGAAGAUGCUGUGAAAAUGUGACGGGCAUCAAAACGCACGUAAUUUCUUGAUAUGGCAUAUAAAGUACAAUUCAAAUUAUGUAUGGCAGUUAUACAAUUAUAAAUACAUAUACAUGCUAUGAACAUGACCAUUAUUUUUAUGAGCGACUAUAUUUUGUGUUAUGACUUAAAUCAUAUUUGUUAUGUUCUGAAAAGCUGGCGUCAAGGACGUAUUUGACAUUAAUUUACGCUUCUAUUUUAUUAUUUUAACAUAUAAAUGUAUACAUAUAAAUAUAUACAAACGAAGAACGAUUUUUUGAAUUAGAACAUGUAAAUUUCCAUCGCCUUUCAACGGAGAAUGAGCCAUGCAACGAGAGAGCGCUGUUACCAUGUAAGGAAAGGCUUUUAUAUUAUGGAUCGUCAGAAUAUACUAUUUAACUAUACUAAUUAAUAAGGAUUCAUGGCGUAGAGGAAUCCGCAUUGAGUUACGCUCAGGUAUGUCCAUAUUAACCAUGUAAAUGUAUUGUAUUUGGUAUUGUACAUAGGGCAGAAGUACAUGCUCCGGCCUGGAUGAAGUUUAGCAAGAUAAGACACUUUUUAUGAAAACUAUGUACAAUAGACAUAUAUUGCGCAGAAAAUAAACGUCCUUGUAAAAAUGCAUUGUUGCUUAGGUUUUGUAAGAAAUAAAAUGCAAUGCUUGUUUAUGAUAGAAACAAUUUUAAUAUUAAACGCAAUAUUAUUUUGAUUGGUGCGAUUUUUAAAAUUCAUUACACAUAACUGGAUUUUGGCGGAAAUCCAAUAUUGUUCUAAGUUGUGUGCUUUUAGAGAAAGUGGGGCUAGUGCCAAUUUGACAAUUCAUCGUCAAUACAGACACUGUAGUGCAGAUUUGAAAGCAUUUGUUUAAUCAAAGUUUAGUAGUGACGUCAGAAGUUAUAGCGAUCAAUAGAGUUUAAAUCGUUACUAUUUACUACACAAAAAUAGUUUAGUGUUGGCACUGUCGUUCAAAUAGAAUCCUGAAAAGAACAUGAUGGUCUUUGAUCGAUUGUUUACGUUGUAACAACUGAUAUGAGAGAAGGCGUUGCCAAUAGUGAUGCUCUAAAUCAAGAGGAAAUAGUUUCCAUGUAGGCUUGUGCAAGGGAUGCUGUAUCUGUAUCACUGCAUUUGCAAACAAACAAUGCAGCUAUAUUUUCAGAAGAGAUUUAAAUAUGUGUUUUUAAAGAUGAUGCUGUUAACAUUAUAAUUAUACUACAAAUAUAAAAUAAAACACUAUUUUCCCAUCCA
Messenger RNA from Anguilla anguilla (European eel), 2668 nucleotides. RefSeq lists its product as uncharacterized. NCBI's taxonomy places the organism in Eukaryota, Metazoa, Chordata, Actinopteri, Anguilliformes, Anguillidae. Bases 504 to 1358 code for a protein of 284 amino acids. The transcript has a single exon. The record is from RefSeq and is a predicted model, not a curated record.